Varanus komodoensis (Komodo dragon) is the source of this 4671-nucleotide messenger RNA. Its product is annotated as von Willebrand factor D and EGF domain-containing protein-like. The transcript is spliced from 22 exons. Gene Ontology annotation, biological process: anatomical structure development. NCBI's taxonomy places the organism in Eukaryota, Metazoa, Chordata, Lepidosauria, Squamata, Varanidae. Gene Ontology annotation, molecular function: calcium ion binding; signaling receptor binding. Bases 1 to 4671 code for a protein of 1556 amino acids. The record is from RefSeq and is a predicted model, not a curated record. Gene Ontology annotation, cellular component: cell surface; extracellular region.
AUGCCGAUUUCAGAUAACCUAGUAUGGCGGAGCUCAGACAUAGCACUUUCGACCUGCCAGGUGGAUCUGGAACGUAUGCCCUGCAAGGAAGGUAUCUGUGCAAGAACAACGCUAAGCAUAAGAGCAGUGAAUGACUUUGCAGAAGAUGGAAACUUCACCAGCUAUAUCAGAGCUGAGCCAAUCCAAACAAGCGAAACAUUGUGGCAGGAUUAUACGCCAACGGAUGUCAAUGUCACGGUUCAAGACCUGCCCACAGAGAACUGCUACUCCUUCACUGAUCCACACAUCAUCACAUUUGAUGGAUGGCGUUAUGAUAACAACAAUGUGGGAACUUUUGUUUUGUACAAGAGCCUCAGCCGUACGUUUGAGGUGCAUGUGCGUCAAUGGCACUGUGGCAGCCGUCACCCCUCCGUUGCCUGCACCUGUGGCGUAGCCGCAUGGGAAGAUAAUAGCAUUGUUGUCCUCGACAUGUGUAACAGGAAGCCUCUGGAAACCAAGCCUCAGCUGAUAAUUAAAAGCAUCAGAGCCUCAUCACCACUAAAUGUCAGUGUCAUGAAGUCCUAUGGAGGGAAAAAAAUUACCAUCUCUUUCCAUUCAGGAGCAUUUGUUCGAGCUGAUGUAAGUGACUGGGGAAUGAGUUUGACAGCACGGGCACCGAGCACUGAUUUUAAUAGCACCAGAGGUUUAUGUGGGAACUUUGACAGAAACAGUCAGAAUGACUUCCACAGGACUGAUGGGAGCCCAUCGCUUUCUCACAAGAAUAGUAUGUCUGAAGAGGACUUCACAGAAGCUUGGAGAAUAGCCCCAGGGAUGAGUUUAUUUGACAAAACUCCACCUUUAUCCGAAUGGAAGAAGAAGGAACCUUAUUGUCUGUGCCACAGACAACAUGCGUUAUAUGUGCAGUCUGCCAAAACUGACCCUACUUUUCAGAAUUCUUCCCCACAUUCUAUGAGUUGCUAUUACGAGAACGGAAAUUACAUGUCUAUAAUCCCAUAUCUAGAUGUCACAGCAGAAUAUGCCUCUGACUUGGAAACUGAUUCUACUUUACAAGCUGAUGGAAAAUUAGCAACCCAGACUUUUGACCAUUUGCUUCAGACAACCAAAACAGAAGAACAUUUUGAUGACCUCUUAAAACCAAAUGGGCAGAACAUCUCCAUGAAAACGAACAAAAAUGAAAGCUUUGAGGACUUCUUUAAUCAGUGGGAGGGGCUAUCAGGAGAACAGACACAAGAAGAUAAUUGGGACUACAUCUCUGUUCCUUCUUUUGAAAGCUUGAGUCAAACCAACUUGGAAAGUUUCACUUAUUUUUUCCCAGAAGACUAUUUUGAAGGAAAGAGGCCUAAAAUCCAGGUCACAUGGCCCACUCCAAGUGGCCUCACCUCAGCUGAAGCUUUAGCGCACUGUCAGAAGGUUCUCAAACACUCUGCCAUUGGAUCAGCCUGCAAGGAACUUCUGGGCACCCAACUGGAUGUGGCCAUUGAAAUGUGCCUUUCAGAUGUACAAAUCAAAGAUGACCUUGCGUGGGGAGAAUCAAUUACUGCAUUUCUGGAAAAUGACUGCGAAAAAAGACUGCUAGCAGAAAACAUCACGGAGUGGUUUCAUUCAGAAACUGAGCUACCUGCUAUGCAUAAAGAAAUCAUCAGAGCACUCAAGUGCCCCAGUCUCUGUAAUGGUCAUGGACAAUGCACUAUGUGGGGAUGCCAGUGCUUUGAAGGGUACAAUUCCCAUGACUGUACAAUUGCCGAAAUGCACCCCGUGGAGAUCACAGAUUUGCUCAAUGGUGGUUUCUGUGAUUUACGCGUUUCUGACUGCAGCCGAACCCAUGUGUUUGGAUUUAUCUUCAGCAACACUCCUGAUCUUCACUGUGAAGUCACCAGGUUGACUUAUCACAAUGGUAAGUGGAUAUCCAGAGAACAUGAAAUCACAAAAGCGAAAUUUUUGAACUUGACAGCUGCUGAGUGUCAGAUCCCUCCUCUGAACAAUACAGGAGCAGAAGCUAUUCGUUUCAUGAGGGAUAUUGAACCCUACGCAAGAUGGCAAGUGAAAAUUUCUAAUAAUGGAUUCCAGUACAGUAAUUCGAAAGUUUUGACCUUGUAUGACGGAGUUUGCCAGGAUUGUGAAUUCCAUCAAAAUGGGCUUUGUAAAUUAAAGGAAAAUGCUUGCCAUAUAGAUGGGCAAUGCUAUGCCAAAGGCGAUUCAAACCCUACCAGCUCAUGUCUACUCUGUGAGCCUGCAAUUUCUAAAUUCACCUGGUCUAUCAAUAAAAGCAACUUGCCCCCGGUGUUCCAUGCUCCCCCUGGCCAGCUGCUAGCAUUUGAAGGAGAGAAUUUUGUUUACCAGCUGGUAGCAGUGGAUCCAGAGAGCUCGGCUGUGCUGUUUACCUUAGAAGGUGGCCCCCCGGAAGCCUCCCUCUCUCCUGCUGGCCUUCUCCUCUGGAAAGCCAGCUCUGCGGAAUCGGAGAACUUUGAAUUCACUGUGUCCGAUGAAUGCAACAUGCAAAGCAGACACUCAGUCCAGGUUUCAGUGAAGCCUUGCAGCUGUGUGAAUGGUGAAAUAUGCGUCACCAACAUUCACUUCCCUCCAGGUGCUGGUGCAUAUCUCUGCACAUGCCCCAGUGGCUUCGAAGGGGAACUUUGUCGGAACAGCAAUAAAAAUUGCAAAUCAAACCCGUGUGCAAUUGGCUCUUGUAUAGAUACAAUAGAUGGCUACAUUUGUAAAUGUCCAGCUGGUUGGAAAGGGCUUACUUGUCAAGAAGACACAAAUGAAUGUGAAGAGAGUCUUUGUUUUCCUGGUGUCUCAUGCACAAAUGCCAUGGGAUCCUAUGUAUGUGGCAGCUGCCCCAGUGGGAUGAUUGGCGAUGGAAGAAAGUGCAAGACUGAGGACACUGCUGACAGGAUGGAAGCUUUCAUUACUGAUCAUCGUCAUACCAAAGGUCAUGCAGCAGUUCUGCCAGCUAUUACUAAGUGUGCCAACAGACCUUGCUUUCCUGGAGUGCUUUGCAUUGACCGUAAGCCUCCAAGCGUUGGAUACCUCUGCGGGCGAUGUCCAGCAGGUUUCUUUGGAAAUGGGCGGAUCUGUACAAGAGCAUCUAGACCAGAAUCUAUAUCUACCCAAAGUUUGACUGAUAGAACUCUAAAGGACAUUGGAGAAGACAAGACUUUUUCCACCCAAAGUGGAAUAAAGAAAUCACAGAAGACUGAUUCUGCACACUCACUAGUCCACAACCUCAAACCAGAAGCAAGGUUCCUUACCUUCAGAUAUCCCAUAACUGUUGAUAUGCAGCUGCCAGACAAGGAAAUGGGGGAGCCUCUGCCUCAUUCAACACCUGUGAAGAAACUGCCUCUGGACUUCCAACUCUCAGACAGAUCCUUUUCAUUGAGUGAAGCAAAAAAUAUCAGCCAAAGACACCAUCUGCACCAAAUGAGUGAACCAGUUCGCCAAGGGGGAACCCAAAUCUUUUCAAACUAUGAGCUCCAGUCACAAAUUGCAGAGAACAUCUCCACUCAGCAAGAAACAAAUUCAAAGUUGUCCACUGCAGGGCUGCCUGCUGCAUGGCAGACUUAUGCCUCACUUGACAGGCCAUCUUCUGAAAAGUUGUCUCUUGGGAUGUCCACAGCUUGGGCAAGAUCUGCCCAUCGUUUCAAAGCUGAGCACCCAAGGGCAUCUGUCUUAACCAUUCCGUCGGCCUCCACAUUCCAUCUGAAGGCUUCCUUUUCUGGUAUAGCCCAGCAAAGCAGCAGCUGGCCCAUGGAGAGCUCUGGCCAAUCCCAGAUUUCCAGGAGAAAGCCCUAUGCCUCAACUGUUGACCGUUUGACACGUUCCAAGCCCAUUAAUAUGGCACUGCUUGUCAAGCAGGUCACCUGUGCAGAUAGGCCGUGUUUCACUGGAGUGCGCUGUGAGCCAGCAAAUGACAAGGAAUUCAGGUGUGGACCCUGCCCCUUUGGAUACAGUGGUGAUGGAGUUCGAUGCCAUGCACUUUGUGAUCCACCAUGUGAGAAUGGAGGAACAUGCAUCACGCGGAAUGUCUGCUCAUGUGUUUAUGGAUUUGUUGGUCCUAGAUGUGAGACAAUGGUAUGCAACAGGCACUGUCACAACGGAGGGAGAUGCGUGGCACCAGAUGAAUGCGAGUGCAAGCCAGGAUGGAGCAGCCCAUUGUGUGAGACAGCUGUUUGCAAUCCUGUUUGUCUAAAUGGUGGGACCUGCAUCCGGCCAAAUACAUGUGCGUGUCCAUAUGGCUUCUUUGGGCCUCAGUGCCAAUCUGCUUUUUGCCGUCCUCCUUGUAAGAACAAUGGACAGUGUGUGAGAAACAACUUGUGCUCUUGUAUGGAAGGCUAUGUUGGAAGAAGGUGCCAGAAAAGUGUCUGCGAUCCUGUGUGUAUGAAUGGAGGGAGAUGCAUCAGUCCUGAUGUUUGCGACUGCCCAUCUGGCUGGAAAGGAAAGCGCUGCAGUAAACCGGUCUGCCUGCCCAGCUGCUUGAACGGUGGCGAAUGCCUAGGACCCAACGUCUGCCAGUGCUUGCAAGGCUGGGUGGGCCCCCUGUGCCAGAUUCCUCUUUGUGAGCCUAAAUGCCAGUUUGGGGGCAGAUGUAUCAAGCCAAACGUUUGCGCUUGUAGAAGAGGAUAUGGCGGAAGAGGCUGUGAAAAUAAGGUACAGCAAUAUUUCCAUAACUGA